AUGUCAGGAGUUUCAGAGGAGGAUCCCGAGGGUCUGGGCCCCCUGGGUCUGCCAGCGUUGGGCAGAGCUUGCUUAACCACCGUGGACAAAAAACUUAACGCGCUGAGUGAGAAGGUUGACAGACUCUUGCAUUUCCAAGAAGACGUCACAGAGAAGCUGCAGUGUUUGUGCCGAGGCAUGGACCACCUGGAACAAGGUCUUCAUCGGCUCGAGGCCUCCCGGGAUUUUGGUCUGGCAAAGCCUGACCGUCCUCCUCCAGCCACUGCUCAGGCUGCAUGGCCUGAAGUCCUGGAGCUGGUGGGGGCUGUGCGGCAGGAGGGUGCUCAGCGUGGUGCCAGGCUCGAAGCCCUCUUCAGGAUGGUGGUGGCUAUGGACAGGGCGAUUGCUUUGGUAGGGACCACUUUCCAGCACUCAAAGGUGGGUGAUGUCGUCACCCAAGGGAACGUGCCCUGGAGGAAAGGCAGCCUAGCUGACCGUCCUGAGGAGAACAAGGAACAAGCAGAAGUUACGGGAGUAAAGCCGAGGCAUGUGCUGAGUCCCCGAGGUGAGCCAGCUGAUCCCCCCAGGAGGCUGUGGGAAGAGAGCCAGAAGGAGGACGCACCAGUGGGGAGCGUGGAGAGGCUGCCUCUUAUCAUCAAUACUUCACUGAAGGGAGCUGACUGCACCCAGGCAGGAGCCUCACUGAGGCAGGGAGUUGAAGUUCUUGGCCCAGGCCAAGUACCCCCACCCACAGAAGCAGAAUCCAGGCUUCUCGAAACAUCCAGUGAGAAUACUGGGACUACCCUGGAAUUGUCUGUAGCACUGGACAGAAUCAGCGAGGUCCUCACCAGCCUCCAGAUGUCACACAGUGCGGGACAAGGAACCUCAUCCAGCAAGCCUGACUGUUGGCUCUCAGAAGAGGACAUGAGACAGAGUUCAGGGCCUAGCUCUCAGCCCUCAGGGCCACAGACUCCAGCCAGUGAAGUUCUCAGUGAAGCACUCCCCAGGAUCUCUAGCCAUGUGCAAGAGAUGGAUACCGCCGGGGAGCUGCUUGAGACACAAAGGGGCAUUCGCAUGGCCUCUGCAGAUGCAGCAGCAGUUACCCAGCCUGUUGAGCAGGACCCACAUCCCAAAGGCCCCGGAACUGAGCUGGAAGAGCAGAUCCCUAAGGGAGACAGACCAUCUCUACCCCUGCCAAAGAGGGGUAGCAACAAUGGAGGCGUGAGCACAGAGAAGGAGGUGGGGCCUGGGGCUGAGCCUCUCACAGGACCAAGCUUGGCCACAAGGGACUGUGGAGAUGAGGCUGUUGGGACCACAGAUCUGCAGCAAGACACAGACCCAGGAGCAGGGAAGCCUGAGCCUGGGAAGGAUCCUGCAGCCAAGGGCUCAGGGGUAACAGAAGCUGGAAGGAGGAUGUCUGCUCCUGCAGAGGCUGCCACCAUGGUUCUCGAUGACAGUGCAGCACCUCCAGCCCCUUUUGAACAUCGGGUAGUGAGUGUCAAGGAUACCUCGAUCUCAGCAGGCUACACAGUGUCCCAGCAUGAAGUCUUGGGAGGGGGCCGGUUUGGCCAAGUGCACAGGUGUACAGAGAGGUCCACAGGCCUUGCACUGGCAGCCAAGAUCAUCAAAGUGAAGAACGUCAAAGACCGGGAGGACGUGAAGAAUGAGAUCAACAUCAUGAACCAGCUCAGCCAUGUGAACUUGAUACAACUUUACGACGCUUUUGAGAGCAAGAACAGCUUUACCCUGAUCAUGGAGUAUGUGGAUGGGGGGGAACUCUUUGACCGGAUCACGGAUGAGAAGUACCACCUGACAGAACUGGAUGUGGUCCUGUUCACAAAGCAGAUCUGUGAGGGUGUGCAUUACCUGCACCAGCACUACAUCCUGCAUCUGGACCUCAAGCCAGAAAACAUACUGUGUGUCACUCAGACAGGACAUCAAAUUAAGAUCAUUGACUUUGGGCUGGCUAGAAGAUACAAGCCUCGGGAGAAGCUAAAGGUGAACUUUGGUACUCCGGAGUUCCUGGCCCCAGAAGUUGUUAACUAUGAGUUUGUCUCGUUCCCAACAGACAUGUGGAGUGUGGGAGUUAUCACCUACAUGCUACUCAGUGGUUUGUCCCCAUUUCUAGGGGAAACAGAUGCAGAGACCAUGAAUUUUAUUGUGAACUGUAGCUGGGAUUUCGAUGCUGAUACCUUCAAAGGACUGUCAGAGGAAGCCAAGGACUUUGUUUCCCGGUUGCUGGUCAAAGAGAAGAGCUGCAGGAUGAGCGCCACACAGUGUCUGAAACAUGAGUGGUUAAACCAUCUGCCCGCCAAAGCCUCAGGAUCCAAUGUUCGUCUCAGAUCCCAACUGUUGCUGCAGAAAUAUAUGGCCCAGAGUAAAUGGAAGAAACAUUUCCACGUGGUGACUGCAGUCAACAGGUUAAGGAAAUUUCCAACGUGUCCCUAA
Molecule: messenger RNA, 2427 nt
Organism: Onychomys torridus (southern grasshopper mouse)
Lineage: Eukaryota; Metazoa; Chordata; Mammalia; Rodentia; Cricetidae
Gene: Mylk3
Product: myosin light chain kinase 3
Exons: 13
Coding region: 1-2427 (808 amino acids)
Biological process (GO): positive regulation of apoptotic process; intracellular signal transduction; protein phosphorylation
Cellular component (GO): nucleus; cytoplasm
Molecular function (GO): ATP binding; protein serine/threonine kinase activity
Source: RefSeq, a predicted model, not a curated record